AUGUUCUCGCUAGGCUCUUUAUUCCAGAGCCUCCCUCUGAAGCUCACCGCAGAGCAGUGCGAGGGCCGCACAUUCAUCGUGACCGGAGCCAACUCGGGCCUCGGCCUAGCAUGCUCCCAGCGCCUCGUCCAGCUGGGCGCCGCCCGCGUGGUCAUGGCGGUGCGCAACCUCGACAGCGGCAAGGCGGCCAAGCAAUCCAUCGACGCGGCCGUCCCUAACCACAAAACCGCCAUCCUCGUCUGGCACGUUGACUACGCCUCACACGACAGCGUCAGGGACUUUGCGAAGAAGGUCGAGGCGGAGCUCGACCGCGUCGAUGGGCUGGUCGCCAACGCGGGCGUGAGCAUGCACCACUGGCAGGAGGCGGAGGGCCUCGAGUCGAACCUGACAGUCAACGUCGUCUCGAACAUGCUGCUCGUUGUGCUGCUCCUCCCCUUCAUGGAGAAGUGCGCCAAGAGGCUCGAGAUCACCCCGACAGUUUCCGUCGUUGGGAGCAUGAGCGGCUUCUACGCUCACGAUGCCCUCUUCAAGGCGGACAUGGAGGAUAUAUUCAAUGAUCUCAACGAUCAGAAGAAGUGGGAGGAUACCAUGGUGAGCCGAUAUUCUGUUUCCAAGUUAAUACUGCACUUCGCAGCCCGCGAGCUCGCCUUCCGCAAACCCGUGGACCACUCCAGGGUCAUCAUCAACAUCGUCAAUCCCGGCCUCUGCAAGACCAACCUCUUGCGCGACGCGAGCGCCAUGCUGCGCUUCAACCUCAGCAUCGCGAAGCUCAUCGCGGGCCGCAGCUCGGAAGAAGGCAGCCGGACUCUGCUCCACGGAGUCGCCGCGGGCGAAGAGAGCCACGGAAAGUACUUGUCCGAGUGCGAAAUAAAGGAAGACUCCGUCCCCGACUGGAUCAAGAGCGGCGAAGGCCCUACUUGGCAGACUGCGAUCUGGGAACAGCUGGCUCAGAGGCUGGAGGAGAUCCAGCCCGGAUGUGUUACUCAGGCCUUGAGUGUAUAG
Molecule: messenger RNA, 1002 nt
Organism: Clonostachys byssicola
Lineage: Eukaryota; Fungi; Ascomycota; Sordariomycetes; Hypocreales; Bionectriaceae
Source: the annotation of a GenBank genome assembly